GUAGUGCGCUCAACAUUCGUUAUGAAAUGUACAAUCCUUAAGAGCGGAUCGUGGAGUGCGAAGGUAGUCGGUUGUCGCACAAGUGGCGGCGUGUUUGUCGAGCCAGGACAUUCGAUCAUUGAAGGUGAUACGAAGUAUGACUGUUUGGACAUGGGACAUGACCAUGUUGAGAUCAAAAGGACUUAUUACAAUAGCGGCAAGCAGGAGAGUUGCGAAGGACAUUACAAUUUCCGCAAGAUAUGCACCGAGAACGGUGCACGGAUCACUGAGUGUUUGACCGACGCAGGAUUCGCGGUACCACUCAAUCGCCACCUCGUUUUCUCAGGGAUCAUCUACAAGUUGGUGAGUUUAUUACGGAAGACAAAAGUGGAAAAGAUCAAAGCAGGUCUUAUCAGGUAG
Messenger RNA from Angiostrongylus costaricensis, 399 nucleotides. Lineage: Eukaryota; Metazoa; Nematoda; Chromadorea; Rhabditida; Metastrongylidae. The record is from the annotation of a GenBank genome assembly.